CGUCCUUUUUCCUUGUGCGUUCAAUUCCUCUCCAGCCACUAUCCGUGCAACAUCGUCGACAUCGUCCAGCCAGGCAGGAGCAGUCAGUCAGUCAUACAAUCGAUACAUCUGCAGAGGCAGAGCCAGCAGGCAGUGUCUUUGUGUGUGUGACUGUGAUUUUUCCUUUCUUUCGUUGGAAAAGUUGGGAAAACUUGAAUCGUGGUUUUGAAUUUAAGGGUUUUCUCGUGCGCAAUUUUGGGAGUUUCCCACUUUUUGGGGACUUUUUAACUCCCCGUCUGGUGGAGGAGAAAAAAAAAGGAAAAGCCCAUUUUCCCCUCCUGCUGGAAGAAGAAGUGAAAGAACAAGCAAAAGUGGUUCACCAAAGUGUUGUAGAAGAAAAUUUAUCGAUUGGGUAUUUCUGUCUGCUGCGCGUUCGACGGUCCCGAUAGGAAAAGUGGGUAAAACCCUUACCUACACAGUCGUUGCAGGGAAAAUUGUUCGUGGAAGCAUGUGGUGAAUUAUCAAAAGUGCGUGUGCAAAAAAGAAGGAAAAACGACCUUGUCGGUGUACCUUUCGAGGCUUCUCCACCAGUGGGAAAAAAAACGAGAGAUUAAAAAUUAAAAGGAUUACUUUGAAGAAAAGCGCCUCCCGUGGAAAAUGAUCUCAUUUAUUGGUUCACUGAACGCCCACUCCAGAAGAAGCAGCAAUUCCACCCUCAUCAGCAGCAGCAGCGGUCGCGUUUGAUUGAGGAGGACCCGGAAGAAAAUCGAUAACCACGGAUUAUCGACUUGGGUGGCGGACAGACGGCAACGGUGACGCGUGUGAGGCCCAUACGUAACAAACCCUCAACCGUGCGCAAGCAAACGGCAGAGCAAAUAUUCGGAAGACGAAACUUCCUUACGAAAAGAAUAAAAAAGGGGAUCAACAUCACCUAGUCGAGAGGUUCAGGACAUCUCUUCGCCAGUACACAAUCUAACUACUCUGGUGUGACUCAGCGAGAGUACCUCCUAGUCGACCGCGGAGUCCUUUUUGCUUCUACGCUCUUCAUCCACUACUACUUCUUCUUCUUCUUCUUCGGUGUGUGACCUGUUUAUCCAGGGAAACCAGCCUUCAUGAUCGGAUCAUUUUGGAAUCUGUGUAGAGCGUGUCCUUCAAUGCCUGUAGAUAAGCUCCAUUCGGAAUAUAGAAGCACCUAUCGAUGGCACGAGUACACCGGGGGUCCCGAGGUCGUCCGCAAGCCACCUGUGCCAAACCAAUUCGCCAGCUCAAAGGCGGACUUUUUCUCUAAAUCAACGGAGGAUGAUAAGUUCAUCGAAGCUUCGAUCAACGAACCGCCCUUGCCGAGACGGAAAAAAUGUCCCGAGCUGGCCUACCGGUCACACGAGUUCAUGUCGAGCCGGGGCCAGGAGCACGCUGGCGGAACCGGUGGCGCCCAAGACAGGCCGGAUGCCGCAACGACUCACUCACGUGCAAGGUCUGAAGAGCGUGGAACACCUUCCCGUCGCAGUAAAUCGGAAGGACCGCCAGGUGUCGCUAACGGACGGCUUCCGACCGGAACCGGAAUCGCUAACGGAACGCACGAGCCGGUCUCGGUCGAGGGCGGCGGCAGAGUGCAGCAACAGGCGGGUGAGUCAAGUGGCCUAUUCAAAAAAACUAUUAGCAAAUUGAGCACAGAGUAUCGCCUGCAGUUCGUGUGGCCCCACGUGCGCAGGGCGAUCAAGGGGGCCGCCCCGGAUGGCGAGGAUUCGGCGGCGCCACACGAGCCGCCACCCCGCAAGUCCCUCUCGAUGGGUGCGAUCAAAGCCGCUCAGGCGGCCGCCACUAGCAGCCACGUGCCCACCGUGCACAAAAAACGAACCACGAACGAGCGAGAAGCAAACGCCCACGAACUGGAACCACUGGUGAACGACGUCGAAGCUGAAAGGCCGCAGCAUGAAAAACGUGACAUGGCCACCGUCGUCGAGCACAAGCUGAAGGCGUACCGGAGCGACAAGGAAAAGUUCGGCUUCGAGCCGGAACUGGACGCCGGUGGGGACGGGCGGGCCCACGCGGGCUCCGACAGCACCUGGUACAAGGAGGUGAUUGAGCUGCGGAAGAAGGCCGGCGAGUACAAGAGCCGAGGAUGGGGCGUAGAAAUGAAUCCGGAGCUGUUCAACAAGCAGCAGGAGCUGUGGGAACAGGUGUCCCGGAGGAGUUCGCUGAGCGCCCUCUCGUUGGCGUCCAGUGUCAGACCUAUUACCAAGGAGGAGAAGGAAAAAGAGAACAACAAGAAGAGUUCACCGACGAAGCCUCACGCUGGCGGUCGUGGAAAGUUCCCCGGCAGUGCACGACCCGUUGACAUGGGCCGCACUCUGCCAGAUGGGUUGGCCUUCUCUCGUAGCCGCAAGGACAACGUCCGGCACCACCUGGAGCGUACCACUGGCGUAGAGAUGGAGGAGGGAGCCCUGCUGCCGUCACCGACGCGGGAGAAGCUGAUGCCGGCCAUUCCGCGCUCCAAGGGAGACAGUCCGCAGCGAGGAAGUCCCCAGAAGACCGGGCUGUCCCGGCACGGAAGUCCUCAGAAGGGAAGCCCUCAGAAGAGUAGCCCCAAGAAGACGUCCAACAAAGACCUCUCCAUUUUAGGACGAUCACAGUCGGUUGGACCGACCGUAGCUAGCGACGGCAGCACAGUCGGAACCGUCGGCGGAGGUUCGCCGAAACGUCAGAUUCGCUCUGGUAGCACUGCCACUGCCUCAACCGCUUCGUCGGCGGCCAAAGCGCACAACAAGAAAACGCCGACGACUACGGCCACCACGCCAUCCUCCCAGCCGGAACGCCGACCCAGACCAACAACCCUAUCCACCACCACCAAUCAUUCCCGCUCAAAGAGCAACACUCUGCCCCAAAGCAGUGGCGCUCCCAGAGUGCACUCCGCUCCCCCAAGUAGACCCCAACCGGCGACCAACAACAACAACAACAACAUCAACAAUAACAACAACAUGAACAAUAACAGCAACGUUCAGAAUAAUAAUACCAAUAACAAUCAUCUUCCCAAUCAGACUCAGCAAACAUCAUCCACCACCGCCAAAACAAACCAAAAGCCCGACCAAGGCAAUAAUAACAAUUCCAUUCCCAACAAUAAUUACCACCCAUCACCACCCACUUCCGCCCCCUCCACCACCACCACUACUACCACUUCGCAACAUCCUUCACGCGCAAAGCUCACGCUCGGUUCCAAGAUUGGCUCACAUCCGCCUCCUCCGCCGAACCGGCCCCGAACGGCCUCGACCACGCGGGCAGCAGACCCUGGCCAGGCCAGUGCGGCGACGGGUCCGGGUUCGGCGUUGAAAAAGGCUGAACCACCCCGAAAACUGGCCGUCACUGGCCACGCCAGGCCCAAAUUGGGAACCAAACCAAACCAAGCCGCCGGAACCGAAGAGGACGCCGAAAAGGACAACUGCAUUUCGGUGUCCAGCGCCAGUCCGCUGCCGGCGCCGGAAAUCAACGAACAGAUCAUCAAGUCACCGCCAGAACCGACCCGCGUCAAAUCGCCGGAACAGAUCAUCAUGCGCUCGCCCGACCCGGUCAACUGGACCGUCCCGCUGGACACCGGCAAGACCUUCACCGUGACACAGAACGUGAGAGAAGGUGAGUGUCCGCCAGGUGAGGACGGGUCGCAGAUUCUUCCGGUGGCCGCGGCGGGUGAUCCUAUGAUGCGACCUCAUAGCGAAAUCAAAGCUUCAACCCCGGUGGAACCUCCACCAGCACCUCAAUCAGCACCGCCAGAGCUUGCCGAACAAUCGAAAAUGCCUAGCAGCAAACUCGAACCGGACUCCAUCAAAGAAUCUGAAGACGAAGAGGACGAAGACUUGCUAAAGUCAAAAUCCUCGGUCACCUCGUCGGCCAAUCCGGUAUCGGUGACCAUUCCGGCAGUGGGGCCAGCUUCGACUACUACAGCAUCAGCUGCACCUUCAGCAGCAGCAACAGCAGAAACUACAACGACCAAGGCUCCAGCCACAGCCGAACCAGCACAAAGCACUCCGGCUCCGGAAGUUCCCCGCUUCGAUAAACCGGUUCCUGGAUCGACCCUGCGCUGCCUGGACGACCCGACGUUCGAUACGGCGGACAUCAACUCGCCGGUAACGAACCGGAACGUUGCCUCGGACGUGCUGGACAAGGCCCGGGACCGGUUCGAUCGCUUCUGGGGCAACCCGGACGGUUCCAAGCCGGACGAGCCUUAAUUCGGAGAUACAUGGUCUGCUAUGAGCUUGUUUUAAAAUCUAAAGUCGUCGUGGUUUUUGUAGGGUAGUAUUCUCAAGCAUUCCUCUCCUUGGCCACUUGCUGUAGAGCACAGCCAAAGUUCUGAACAAAAAUCGCGCGGAUAGAUCAAUGGUUUUCAACACACUCUGCUUGCAAAGCCUGGAGUCCGUUCCCCCUUUCCCUAUAAUCUGAAAGAUCCAUUUGGCACAUUGAAAGGUUUGACGUCUUUUCUCUAGAAACAACAAAAUUUCAGCGAAACGAAGAAGUAAACCACUUGGACUAGAUAAGCUACACUCAAUACAUUUAUCAUAAACCAUCGUGACAGGGUAGACUUAGGAUGUUAAACUUAUACCUUUGAGCAUUAAGUUUUUUUUUUCCUGAUGAAGAAAACAAGAAACAAAACUAAAAAUCCUUGAAAAGGAUACCGUCAAGAUUUCUCUUACACUGCACAAGCAUGCACACCACACUAAGACAGGUAACGAACAACAGCAACAACUACAAAACUCACACUCUGUAUUGCAUCCAUACACCGACCUGCGUUCAUCUUGUUAUCUAAUGUUUAGAAACACACGGGUGGAGCAACAGCAGCAGCAUCAGGCAAUGAGGCGUUGUCUAGUGAAAUUUUUAAAAUCCAUCGUUAGCAAACCAUUCCUGUACGAUCUCGAAAAUAUAGAAAAUUAAAAAAUGAAAUAAUAAGAUCAUAACGAAUGCUGAACAGUACAGAAGAGCGAAAAUAUACGGGAAAUGAGCAAAGUUUUGAACAGAUGGCACGCACAUCAAAUGUCUUACUUGCUUGGAAGUCUUGAAUGCAACUUGUAAGCCACAUUGAGUGCAGAAUAUCUUUACAAUUUGAAUACAUAUUGAAAUGAAUUUAUCCAGUCCUGUCCAACAUUAGAACUCAAAUAAAGCAAAAAAAAAAAAAAAUUAAAAUUGUGACAUUUUUUUCUAUUAGACUGAUUCUGAACCCUUCCAAGAAGGCUCAAGUAACUUUAAAUAGAUUUUGUCAUUAAAAAGUUUGCAAAGAGUUAACUUGGACCCACUUCUUAAUUGCUGGAGGGGGGUUCUGUUUUAAGUGGAAGUGUAUCCAUUUCGGAGGAGAAAAUUAGGCGUAAAUAAGGACUUCGAUGGAAGUAGGUCUUCGCGUGUGUGUGUCAUCCCGAAGAACUCAAUAAAGCAAAUUAACGUGACCUAUUUUGCAGCAAACCCCUUUUCCGACGCCACUUAGAGCGUCUAACAAUUGGAGGAAAAGUGACACGGUCUUGUGUGAAUUAGUAUAUUGAAAGUUUUUUUUAAUUGUUCUUGUGUAAUGUUUACUUUUACUGUUUUCGUUAAUUAAACAACUAUGUUAAUUUCUUCUCUCUGAUCAAAAUUCUAUAUAAUUUAAAAUAGAUGGUGAAGCCACAGAGAUCAGAUAUACACCAUUGAACACACAGCAUUCAAAAACGUGUGUAAAAUUCAAACCAAAAUGUGUGCAUAUUUUGUCCGACUAGAUAGCGCCAAUUCCUAAAUCAUGACGGCCUACAGUAGCAGAACAUUGGACCAUCCAAUCACUGCACUACACAUUCCGUAUGAACGACACCAGACCAAUGUCUGACUAUCCUUCAUCAAAGGGUUGCAAUUUACGCGUGAAAGAAGGUAAACAAAACGAAAUCUGAGAUAACAUGUGUAAAGGGACUACUUAAAGCCGCUGAAAAAUAUUUUUUGAAUUAAUUUUCUGUUCUGUUUUCGUUAAAGUUUAUGCAUCAUUGCAUUUGUCAACAUGAAUUAUACUGUAGUGAAUUUUAUAUUUUAACGAGGUAAACAUUUAUUUUCUUUCGAAAAUUUUGAGCCAUUAUAUAUUGUUAAGUCAAAUAUUCUUGUAACUUCUCUGAUGCAAGUUUGUAUGUACAUCUGUUCAGUGUGGUGAAGCCAUCUGCAAUAAUGAUAAUUGUUAACCCUUUUUUCAGAUUUGCAGAUAUUUAAGAAUGUUUUCAAAUUAACACAAGACUGUUGUUACGAAAAAUUUCAAGUACACAUCACUGAAAUGAGAACACAUUACAGAUAGAUAUUUGUAACUCAAACUACAACAUCAUCCGUCUACAUUAUACAUCGCUUUUUGCCGAAAACUUUUUUGCAUUUCCAUUUUUUGCUUUGCAGCAUGGGGCUCGUCACACUUUUAUACAUUAUUGAAACAAUACACAAACGCAGGACAUUCACAGCAAAAAUAGAAUACAAAAACUUGACGAUUUGGCCCAAAUUAAAUCACCUUUUGGGUCGUCCUUGGCACAGGUUUAGAUAGGUCAGGAUUCCAACCAAUUACAGCUUAGAUUUCUACAACAAUUCUUGCAGAAAAGUAACGAAUGCAAAAGAAAUAACAUCCACCAAAACGCGAACCGUACAUUAAAUCACAGGAAAAAAGGUCUAGAGUAAACUGAAAAUGGCCCGUCCAUUUUUCGAGUGUCAUUUUUUGGGGCAACCACAUACAUCACAAAAACUUAGUUCCAAGUCUUACAGCAAAACGCCACAUUUACAAAAAAAAAGAGCAAGAUAAAAUACAUAUAAUACAAAUCAGUAAACCGCUUUUCGUCCUCGUUUAUAAGCGUGAGUUAGAAAAAAAAGCAAAACGUUUUCGAAAGCAGUUUUCCCCCCAGGUAAAACACGUGAAAAACGUGUAUAUUUUCCGGCAAACGUUUAGGAUUUUAGUGCAUAUUGUAGCGAAAAAUAUGUCUAGCAACACGCUUUUUGUGUGCGACGAUUUGUCCUUUUCGGUCCACCAAAAUGUAGAGAGAAAUUUGGUGAACAAAACAGAUAAACCGCGCCAGUUUAGCUUAUGCAGAAUAUUUUUUCAAAAUUGAUUUUAUAAACAGCUUUAAGCAUAUUUAAUUGUCAAAAAUUAAAAAAAAAUAUCAUCUUGACCUAACAAGCGUAAAUUUGACAUGUUACUUAAGGGUCGAGAUGUUAUAGUUUUUCGCUUUCAUUUGUUUUUGUUAUUUCUAUUUAAUAAAAUAUAUAUUAAUUUUAAAUUACUACUUGAACUCAUAAAACAUUACACCGUCAUCCAUAAAAGUUAAGGACAAAUCGUUAGUUAGAGAGGCUAAAUCUUGAGAAUAUUUAAGAUCAGAAAAAAAACGCUGAAAUAUAUCUGUAACCGGAAAUGGUGGAAUGAUCAGCAAUAGUGCUAAAAUCACUGCUAUAAAGUCACAAUGGGCUAACUCUCAUUGCACUUUCGCAUCCUCACAGCGAAUUAGCUGACAGAAUAAAUCAUUCCACAACUUGGGUCAAUAAAAGAAACACAUACCUACAAUUGUGCAAGAGAACAGGAUAUUUUAAAUACUCUCUAGAAAAAGGGACAAAAACGACUAUUUGAGGGAUUAUAUUCAAUGUGAGCAAUCCUAUUCAAUGGUUACAGAAGUAAACAAAAAAAAACAUUAUUUAAAGGAAAAAAACACACACACACAGCAUUUACAUGUUACUUAACGAAAAUUAAAACCAAGUAAGAAAAAAAAAACAAAUUUAACCUGUUGUUCGUCACUAGUAUUAAUAUUAUAUUGCAAAACCAGUCAAGAAAUGAAACUUGAGAGAAAAAGAAACACAUAACUUGCUUACAAAAACACGCAAAUAAAUGAACCUAGUUUUCGCUUUGUGAUAUUGGAGAGACAACUGUUUUGUUAAACUCGCGCAUUACGUAGCAGAAAUGAUGCAAAAUAUUACAAUUUUUAGGUAAGAAGAGGGGCGAGACUGUGAGAUUGCGAAUUGAGUGGAAAUCGAAAAGGGGCUAAAACAAAAAAAAACUACACACCUUGUUUACAACACUUGACACAGUUCAAAAUGAGUCAAGGGCAGAUCUGUUGGUUCAACUCUACUGAAAAAAUAACUAUUGAUUAGUUUUGUUACUGAAAGUAUCUUUACAAGUCUCGCAGGAUAAAUAAUUUAGUAAAACACUGUAUUCAUAAUCAAAACCAGUGCUUGAAAGACCUAUAAAAAAUGUUGCAGAGAACACGAGAAAAUUAUGCUUAUCCAAUGAUUUUGUUUCAAAUAUAUUUCCAACUUUUAUCAAGAGCCAAUUUUAUUUCAUCCCAUGCAAACAUAAUUUGAUCAAACCUAAACUUUUGUAAAAACAAUGUUUUGAAACCAUUCAGUAAAAUUGUAGUUGUGAGACGAAUGAGCAAGCAACCAAAGGAUAAGAGAUCUAGUUUGUGAUCGCAAAAAAAAUACAUUUUUAUGAGAUUUUAUAGACUUUUAUUACUAGUUGUACGAGAUUUGAUUCUAAUAGAAAGUUAAAACAAAUUGAUGAACCUGAACCCCACUAAAGUGAAUUGGCAUUCAUUUACUUUUCGAGUUUUUGAUUUUCCUUACGAGUAGGUACAAUGAUUUUAAAAGUGAACAAUAAAUUUGCAACUGCUCGGAAGCGCUAAAAGUAAGCAACGUAUUACAAACUGUAUCGAAGUGAAGGAUUAAGUGGAACGAUAACGAGUGAACUUUCGAAGAGUGGUGGAAGCAUGAUACGAACAUGAAGACGAGAGGAAAAACUCACAUUUAUUCUGGUAAUCAUUUUCAGUUACUUCAAUAAUUUAUAUACUAAACUAAACUACUUACUACAGAAGUAAAUCAUCGCGAGAAAACCAAAAAUCGCUGAAAUAAAAUAGAUUGGAAAAUCGAG
This is a messenger RNA of Culex quinquefasciatus (southern house mosquito), 8857 nucleotides long. RefSeq names its product mucin-5AC. Bases 1092 to 4199 code for a protein of 1035 amino acids. Gene Ontology annotation, molecular function: microtubule binding. Gene Ontology annotation, biological process: negative regulation of centriole replication. The record is from RefSeq and is a predicted model, not a curated record. The transcript has 15 exons. Lineage: Eukaryota; Metazoa; Arthropoda; Insecta; Diptera; Culicidae.